Messenger RNA from Hemibagrus wyckioides, 4749 nucleotides. It is a transcript of the gene sp4, whose product is annotated as sp4 transcription factor. The record is from RefSeq and is a predicted model, not a curated record. The coding region runs from base 297 to 2534 and encodes 745 amino acids. Gene Ontology annotation, molecular function: DNA-binding transcription factor activity, RNA polymerase II-specific; RNA polymerase II cis-regulatory region sequence-specific DNA binding. NCBI's taxonomy places the organism in Eukaryota, Metazoa, Chordata, Actinopteri, Siluriformes, Bagridae. The transcript has 6 exons. Gene Ontology annotation, biological process: regulation of transcription by RNA polymerase II.
AACAUUUGAAAGAAAAAAUAAGAAAGGUUUACAGUGAUCUAGGGUAUUGAUUGUUAUAUGUAAUGUAUUAUUAAAUAUAAUAUGAGAAGGGGAGCGAGAGGUUGAAUUUUUUUUUUGUGGAUAUUUAAAUAAAAGUGGGAGGAGCUUCGGAUAGACACACACUCACACACACACAUACACAUAGAGAGAGAGUUGGAUUUGGAUUUGGAUGCGUUUCGCUGGAAAUCCUUUUUUUAUUCACGGCAAAAUCACGAGAGGGAGGAAUAAAAAACACUGAAGAUCAAAAGAAAGAAGUCAUGGCGACGGACGGGGGGAAAUCAGGUGGUGGUGAAAAGGGCAGUAAAGGAAAAACGUCAUCACAGGAUGCACAGCCAUCUCCUCUCGCUCUGCUUGCAGCCACAUGCAGUAAAAUAGGCGGCGUGGGCGGGGAGGGGCAGGCCGGUGUGCAGCAGCAGAUCAUCAUUGACCCUAGCCAAGGGUUAGUUCAGCUCCAGAACGCCCCUCAGCAGCUGGAGCUUCUCCCGGCUCAGUUCACAGGAAACGGCUGGCAGAUUAUUGCUGCUUCGCCUGCCGCAGCUACUGCAACCGUAACCAAGGACAACACGCAAGUUCCUGGCGUGGCGGCCAUCGCCACCGGGACAGGCGUGGUCCCCGUUGACACCACGUCCGGGCGAAAGGUUAAAUCGACGGGUGUGAACAAUGCAUCAGUGGCACAACAGCAACAACAGCAAUUUCAGAUCAUCCAGGUCCAGAACAUGCCUAAUUCCACAGGAGGGAUCCAGUAUCAGGUGAUCCCGCACUUACAGACCGCUGACGGUCAGCAGAUCCAGAUAAACCCCAGCAACCCGACCACUUUAAGCGUCCAGCCUGAGCAGAUUCAACUCAUUAACGCCGCUAACAACCAAGCCAUCCUGGCCACGCCUCCGAGAGCCACUUCAGCCAAUGUAGUUUCCCAGAAUGUCACAAAUCAGGCCAUCCCUGUGCAGAUUCGUCCCUCGUUUCCACUUCAGCUGCAGACCAUUCAGGGCACGCAAGCCCCCGUGGUCACUACAAUACCCAUAAACAUUGGCGGAGUCACUUUGGCUCUGCCCGUCAUCAACAACGUGGCUGCAGGAGGAGGAUCUGUGCAACUGCUGCAGUCGAACGACGUCAGCAUAGCCAAUGGCAGCCAGUUGAUCACGACCAGCAUAGAUUCUACAACCGGGACCACCAGCUUGACGACAUCAGGGGGCGGAGACUCCAUCUCUGCAGAAGCUACAGCCUUAACUUCAGUGUCCAUGACAUCUGAUGCAGGUGCAGAGGGUCAGAAAGACAUACGGGCCCAGGUAGGCGAUCCUGACAGCCAGAGCACGGCUCAGUCCAACGGGCUGCAAGUGUCCGAGCAGCAGGCCCAAGUGCAGCAGUUCCACAUCGUUAGUCACCCGGUGCUCCAGCAGAUCCAGAUCCAGCAGCCACAGCAGCAAGCGCAGGCGCAGGCACAACAGCAGACCCAGCAGCUGGUUCAGGGCUCCAUCCAGUUACAGCCGACUCAGACGCUGCAGCCGAUACAGCAGAACGUCCAGCUGCAGGCCUUCCAGAACCCGGCACAGGUCCUGAUCCGGGCUCCCACGCUCACACCAACCGGUCAGAUCAGCUGGCAGACGGUGCAGGUCCAGAAUGCAGGUGUGGCUCAGCAGCUCACGCUGGCUCCAGUGGCCUCCAGUCCAAGCGGCGGUGCGUUCACACAGAUCACUCCUCUCGCUAUCGGAGGAACGCCCAUCACACUGAACACGGCCCAGCUGGCCUCGGGGACGGGCGUGCAGACGGUCAACAUUGCAGGCCUGGGCGCUGCCGGGGUCCAGGUGCAGGGUGUCCCACUCACUAUCGCCGGGGUUCAGGGCCAGCAGCAGGGUCAGGAGGGUGUUAAAGUCCAGCCCGGCCCGGUGACCGUCACUGUGGGGAACUUGACCAACGCCAGUCUGAACGCAGUGAGUCCGGACCAGCUGGGUCAGGCCCAGAGCCCGUCGGAACAGGAGGGGCAGCCGAGCAAGAGGCUGCGUAGAGUGGCCUGCUCCUGCCCCAACUGCAGAGACGGGGAGGGCAGGAACAACAACGACCCGACGAAAAAGAAGCAGCACGUGUGUCACAUGGAGGGCUGCGGGAAAGUCUACGGCAAGACGUCUCACCUACGAGCUCACCUGCGCUGGCACACCGGGGAGAGGCCCUUCGUCUGCAACUGGAUCUUCUGUGGAAAACGCUUCACGAGGAGCGACGAGCUUCAGCGGCACCGCAGGACACACACGGGUGAGAAGAGAUUCGAGUGUCCGGAAUGUUCCAAGAGAUUCAUGAGGAGCGACCACCUGUCGAAGCACAUCAAAACCCACCAGGGCAAAAAAGGCGGCGCUGCACUGGCCAUCCUCACCACCGAGGACAUGGAGGACGAGGUAGAGGAGGCGCUGGGCUCGCCGAGGAUCGUCACCGUGGCAUCCAUCUCGCAGGAUUCCGACCCGGCCACGCCCACAACGUCUAACAACCUGGAGGAGGAGUUCGAGUAGAAAAGUCCUCCACUCAAAGCACCAUGUUAUAUAUCAGCUUUUAGUUCGUCUGUCUUUUUAUUUGUUCGUAAUUUCUUUUCUUUUUCUGUUCUUUUAAGAAUGGACAGCUCUUGGAGUGCAUCAGCUUUUCAGAUUUUUCAUAUGAAAAUGUAAAAAAAAAACAAAAAAAUUAUAAUAGAAAAGAAUCUAAAGAUUAUGAAUUGACCAUUUGGUUUUUAAGAGACGUACAGCGAAAACGGAGAUGAGAUUGUCGGAGAGUGUUUUAUUUACAGGAGCACGAGGAGGGAUCUGUCGUUCCCAAUACGCAAAUCCACUAUGAAGAGUCUUUUUUUCUUUCUUUCUUUCUUUCUUUAGGAUUCAAUUCUGUCUCUAUGCACAAAAUUUUCUCGAAUUAUGGAUCGGCUUAUUACGGGGAGUCGGUGUAAGAGUAGGUUUUUAACGCAGCAGGUUUUUCGAAUGCAGUCGGGACGAGAUUUGGGACCGGGGCGGCUCGACACAUACACGCCGGGUCGAUCUUCUUUUUUUUCUUUUCUUUUUUUUAAAAGCAGCAUCGCACUGUUCAGCAGACGGCGCUCUUUUUAAAACCUUAGAGCAUCUCCAGUUAUGCAGAUCUCAAGCGAAACUAUACGAGAAAGCAAGAAGAGAGAGGAAGGGCAGCAUCUGACACAGUGAUGAAAAGGGUCCUAAUAAGCACAAAUUGAGAAAAAAAACUGAUAGAUUUAUAUUUACAAAAAAGAGAGAAAUGAUACUACAUUCCUAUAUGAAGAAAGGGAUGGUGUUGGGAGGCAGGGAGAAAAAAAAAAAAUAAUAAAACCACAAGAGGCGAAUUUGGCUUCCUGAUAUUUGCUAUGUUAAAUGAAAGCAAUACUAUAAAGACAAUCCUUGUGAAACCAUGUUUACAUUAAAUAGAAGGCAGAAUAGAUUUCUUUUUGUUUUGUUUUUUUUUCCUUUUAAGAAGUGGAACAAAGGAAACCACAGCAAACAGCCUAAAGGUCUUUUUUGCGUCUCAAAAGUCAUAUGAACUGUCCUACAAUGCCUUAAACACAGAGUGAUGAGCGAGAUGCUCACGUCAAGGGGGGGAGGGGAGGGAUGGGAUGGGAUGGGUAGGGAGUGAUGGAGAAGCGGGUUUUUUUCGGGACGAUGAUUUCCUGUACAGUUGCACACAGCUGACCACAUGCUUUCUUUUCUAUGCUAGUAAACACUGUGGCCAGUAAAGGAGACGCCAUUUCUGAAUCUUGUCCAUCCGAGCGGCACGUUUUGUUGAUUUCUUUCUUUUCUUUUUUUUUUUUUGCACUCCUCAGAUAUUUCCUCCUCUCGUUAGAUCGACAUCACCGUCAUACCCAUAGUGUCAGUGCCAUUAAAGACGUCCGCUUCCCGAAACAUUGUAGAUCUGCGGCCACCCGCUCGGCCAGUCAAGCCCUCGUAGCUCAGUUUGAUGUUCUAAAAUGUGUCUGGUGGUGUUUUUUUUUUGUUUGUUUGUUUGUUUGUUUCUUUUUUAAUUUGUGGAAAUUUGUGAAUUUUUUAAUAUGACUUUUUUUUUGCCCCCCCCCCCCACAACACCCCCCCCCCAUGUCCUUUUACCAUUCUUUUACCCCUUUUCUACCUGUUAGCACAGAAAGUCUAAUAUCUCUAAUUUAUUAUUUAUCCUUAUUUCAAUAUUUGCCCUUUCCCAGUCGCUGGUGUGUAUCGUACGCUGUCGAGUCAGAGAUUAUGUGCAGCAUGUUUUUAUUUUUGUUUUCCUGGUAUAAGCAAUUUAUUUCUACUUGUGGUCCUUUUUAUAAACAUAACCAUAGCUUUUUAAUUUAUACAAAUUCUUCUCUCACACCAUAACAUAUUUUAGAAGACAAAAAAAAAAAUAAUAAGAUGAAUGGUUGAUACCAAACGAUUUAGAUGUUUUUGGUAAUAUUUUGUGUGAUGACUGAUAUUUUUUUUUUUCUUUGAUAUUUUCUAGUGGCAUCUCAUUUGUAAAUCUUUUUCUAAGAUGUUUCUUUGUGUUCAUGGCAUUUAAUAUUUUUUUUUUUUGCCAGGUUAGCCUGAAAGGCUCCAGUUUAUUGAUAUUUUUAAAAAUAACUUUGUACAAAUGUGUUAUGUUAAUGGGUAAAAAAAAAAAAAAGAAAAGAAAAAGAGAGGGAGAGAGAGAGAAAAAAAGAGAAAGAUCUUUGCCUGCAUAACACUUGAAAUUAAAAGUGAAUAAAUCGGUCUUAAUUAUACCGUG